GUGACUGGGAGAGAGUUCCCCAGGGUGCCAGAGAGACUUCAGGGCCACCACACGUGGGCACCGUUGCAACCUAUCUUUUUAGUGCAUUCUGCCUCUUCGGCCCGGGGGCCUUGCUAGAGACUGCAAGCCCCCUGUGGGUAAAGUGCGGGAGGGAUGGGAUAGGACUGGCCUUUAGGAUUGAGACCCCACCUAGUAGUCGUUCCUUUGCAUCCCCACCCUACCCUAUCCAGUUCCCUAGUCUCAGGGCUGUUGGGUCCUCCCUUCUCCCCUUCCCACCUUACACCCCCUCCCCAAGUCACAAGUUUUCUCUUUGGGGCUUGUUGCUGCAGUCCGUGCUCCAGUACCGAGUACCUGGCUGGGCCCUGGGCACGCACAGGGGCCGUAGCCCCACUGUGUGUGGGAGCCAUGAGGAUCCUGGCUAACAAGACAAGGUUACCCCACCCCAGGAGGAGAGAAGCUCCAGGGAGCCCGCCACUGUCCCCCCGCGGCCACUGCCCCCCUGCCCCAUCCAAGCCAAUGCACCCAGAAAAUAAGUUGACCAAUCAUGGCAAAACAGGGAAUGGUGGGGCCCAAUCCCAGCAUCAGAAUGUGAACCAAGGACCCACCUGCAACCUGGGCUCGAAGGGUGUGGGGGCGGGGAGCCAUGGGGCCAAGGCCAACCAGAUUUCACCUAGCAACUCAAGUCUGAAGAACACCCAGGCAGGGGUGCCCCCUUUCAGCUCACUCAAGGGCAAAGUGAAGAGGGAGCGGAGUGUGUCUGUGGAUUCUGGAGAGCAGCGAGAGGCUGGGACUCCAUCCCUGGAUUCAGAGGCCAAAGAGGUGGCACCCCGGAGCAAGCGGCGUUGUGUGCUGGAGCGGAAGCAGCCAUACAGUGGGGACGAAUGGUGCUCAGGACCAGACAGCGAGGAGGACGACAAGCCCAUCGGGGCCACCCACAAUUGUAAUGUAGACCCUGCCAUGGCGGCCCCACAGUUGGGUCCCGGCCAAGCCACCCAACUUCCCCUCAGUGAGAGCAGUGCACCAGGCCCCCCGCAUGGGCCCCCACCAGGCCUGCGGCCCGAUGCCCCCGGGGGCGGGGGUGUCCCUGGAAAGCUGCCCUCACAGUUCGUGUAUGUCUUUACCACGCACCUGGCCAACACGGCUGCAGAGGCCGUGCUGCAGGGCCGGGCCGACUCCAUCCUUGCCUACCACCAGCAGAACGUGCCCCGGGCCAAGCUUGACCAGGCCCCCAAAGUGCUGUCCACCCCAGAACCGCUACCCCUGAGCACACCAUCGGCAGGCACCCCGCAGUCCCAGCCACCUCCACUGCCACCACCACCACCCCCAGCCCCUGGCAGUGCCCCCCCUGCUCUGUCUUCUGAGGGGCCUCCUGAGGACACCAAUCAGGACCUGACACCCAACUCAGUGGGAGCUGCCAGCACGGGCGGUGGGACUGGGGGUACCCACCCUAACACCCCUACGGCUGCUACCAACAACAACCCGCUGCCUCCUGGAGGAGACCCCAGCAGUGCCCCUGGCCCUGCACUGCUAGGGGAGGCCACCCCCACAGGAAAUGGGCAGCGGAGCCUGGUGGGCUCGGAGGGCCUGUCCAAGGAGCAGCUAGAGCACCGGGAGCGCUCCCUCCAGACACUUCGAGAUAUUGAGAGGCUGCUGCUCCGCAGCGGGGAGACUGAGCCUUUCCUCAAGGGUCCCCCGGGAGGAGCAGGUGAGGGCGGGCCACCAGCACAAGCCCCUCCUGCCCCCCAGCAGCCACCCUCGGCCCCUCCCAGCGGGCUGAAGAAGUAUGAGGAGCCCUUGCAGUCUAUGAUUUCACAGACACAGAGCCUAGGGGGUCCCCCUCUGGAGCAUGAGGUGCCUGGGCACCCCCCAGGUGGGGACAUGGGGCAGCAGAUGAACAUGAUGAUGCAGAGGCUGGGCCAGGACAGCCUGACGCCCGAGCAGGUGGCCUGGCGCAAGCUGCAGGAAGAGUACUAUGAGGAGAAACGGCGGAAGGAGGAGCAGAUUGGGCUGCAUGGGGGCCGUCCCCUGCAAGAUGUGAUGGGCAUGGGGGCCAUGAUGGUGAGGGGCCCACCGCCUCCCUACCACAGCAAGCCUGGGGAUCAGUGGCCACCCGGAAUGGGUGCACAGCUGCGCGGGCCCAUGGAUGUCCAAGAUCCCAUGCAGCUCCGGGGCGGACCUUCCUUCCCGGGCCCCCGUUUCCCAGGCAACCAGAUGCAACGGGUGCCUGGGUUUGGAGGCAUGCAGGGCAUGCCCAUGGAGGUGCCUAUUAGUGCCAUGCAGAGGCCUGUGAGGCCGGGUAUGGGCUGGACCGAAGACUUGCCCCCCAUGGGGGGGCCCAGCAACUUUGCCCAGAACCCGGUGCCCUACCCAGGUGGGCAGAGUGAAGCAGAACGAUUCAUGACCCCUCGGGUUCGUGAGGAGCUGCUGCGGCACCAGCUGCUGGAGAAGCGGUCACUGGGCAUGCAGCGCCCCCUGGGCAUGGCCAGCGGUGGUGGCAUGGGGCAGGGCGUGGAGCUGGAGCGGAUGAUGCAGGCACACCGGCAGAUGGAGCCAGCUAUGUUCCCCGGGCAGAUGGCUGGUGGUGAGGGCCUGGCAGGCACUCCCAUGGGCAUGGAGUUUGGCGGAGGCCGGGGCCUUCUGAGCCCCCCCAUGGGGCAGUCCGGGCUGAGGGAGGUGGACCCACCCUUGGGGCCAGGCAACCUCAACAUGAACAUGAAUGUGAACAUGAACAUGAACAUGAAUCUGAAUGUACAGAUGACCCCGCAGCAGCAGAUGUUGAUGUCGCAGAAAAUGCGAGGCCCUGGGGACAUGAUGGGGCCGCAGGGCCUCAGUCCUGAGGACAUGGCCCGAGUGCGGGCUCAGAACAGCAGUGGCAUGGUGGGAGGCCCACAGAAGAUGCUGAUGCCCUCGCAGUUCCCCAACCAGGGCCAGCAGGGGUUCUCUGGGGGCCAGGGACCCUACCAAGCCCUGCCACAGGACAUGGGCAACACCCAAGAUAUGUUCAGCCCUGACCAGAACUCAAUGCCCAUGGGCAGCGUGGGGACCACUCGGCUUAGCCACAUGCCUCUGCCCCCUGCGCCCAAUCCUCCUCCAGGGUCUGUGCAUUCAGCCCCAAGCCGGGGGCUGGGCAGACGACCUUCGGACCUCACCAUCAGUAUUAAUCAGAUGGGCUCACCAGGCAUGGGGCACCUGAAGUCACCCACACUUAGCCAGGUGCACUCACCUCUGGUUACCUCGCCCACUGCCAACCUGAAGUCACCCCAGACUCCCUCACAGAUGGUGCCCUUGCCUUCUGCCAACCCGCCAGGACCUCUCAAGUCGCCCCAGGUCCUCAGCUCCUCUCUCAGUGUCCGUUCGCCCACUGGCUCUCCCAGCAGGCUCAAGUCUCCCUCAAUGGCGGUGCCUUCUCCAGGCUGGGUUGCCUCGCCCAAGACAGCCAUGCCCAGCCCUGGGGUCCCCCAGAACAAGCAGCCGCCUCUCAGCAUGAACUCUUCCACCACGCUGGGCAGCAUAGAGCAGGGUGCCCUCCCGCCUAGCGGUCCCCGGAGCAGCUCCUCUGCGCCUCCUGCCAACCCUCCCAGCGGCCUCAUGAACCCCAGCCUGCCAUUCACUUCCUCCCCAGAUCCCACACCGUCCCAGAACCCUCUGUCAUUGAUGAUGUCCCAGAUGUCCAAGUAUGCCAUGCCCAGCUCCACCCCACUCUACCACAAUGCCAUCAAGACCAUCGCCACCUCAGACGAUGAGCUGCUGCCUGACCGGCCCCUGCUACCCCCACCGCCACCACCGCAGGGCUCUGGGCCAGGGAUCAGCAAUAACCAGUCCAACCAGAUGCACCUGAACUCAGCUGCUGCCCAAAGCCCCAUGGGCAUGAACCUGCCAGGCCAGCAGCCCCUGUCCCAUGAGCCCCCGCCUGCCAUGUUGCCCUCCCCCACCCCUCUGGGUUCCAACAUUCCACUGCACCCCAAUGCUCAGGGGACAGGGGGACCCCCUCAAAACUCAAUGAUGAUAGCUCCAGGGGGCCCAGACUCCCUGAAUGCCCCCUGCGGCCCUGUGCCCAGCUCCUCCCAGAUGAUGCCCUUCCCCCCUCGGCUGCAGCAGCCCCAUGGUGCCAUGGCUCCCAGUGGGGGCGGGGGCGGGGGGCCUGGCCUGCAGCAGCACUACCCUUCGGGCAUGCCCCUGCCCCCAGAGGACCUGCCCAGCCAGCCGCCUGGCCCCAUGCCCCCCCAGCAGCAUCUGAUGGGCAAAGGCAUGGCUGGGCGCAUGGGCGACACAUACCCACCAGGCGUGCUCCCUGGGGUGGCAUCUGUGCUGAACGACCCUGAGCUGAGCGAGGUGAUCCGGCCCACCCCGACGGGGAUCCCCGAGUUCGACUUGUCAAGGAUCAUCCCCUCUGAGAAGCCAAGCAGCACCCUCCAGUACUUCCCCAAGAGCGAGAACCAGCCCCCCAAGGCCCAGCCCCCCAAUCUGCAUCUCAUGAACCUGCAGAACAUGAUGGCGGAGCAAACCCCCUCACGGGCCCCCAACCUCCCAGGCCAGCAGGGCGUCCAGCGGGGGCUCAACAUGUCUAUGUGCCACCCCGGACAGAUGUCCUUGCUGGGCAGGACAGGUAUGGCCCCACAGCAAGGCAUGGUGCCCCACGGCCUGCACCAGGGGGUGAUGUCCCCUCCUCAAGGCCUCAUGACCCAGCAGAAUUUCAUGCUGAUGAAGCAACGGGGCGUGGGGGGUGAGGUCUACAGCCAGCCCCCCCACAUGCUCUCCCCACAGGGCUCCCUCAUGGGCCCCCCGCCCCAGCAGAACCUCAUGGUGUCCCACCCCUUGCGACAGCGCAGUAUGUCUCUGGACAGCCAGAUGGGCUACCUCCCUGCACCGGGCAACAUGGCCAACCUGCCCUUCUAGCACUCCCUGUCUGGGGCUGGAGCUGGGGCGAUAUUGCAACUAUGAUAACCUGAAAAAAGUUUCUUCCCCUCCAGUGUUGGGAUGACCUGGGGUCAAGGGGU
Messenger RNA from Miniopterus natalensis, 4997 nucleotides. It is a transcript of the gene BCL9L, whose product is annotated as BCL9 like. Gene Ontology annotation, cellular component: beta-catenin-TCF complex. Gene Ontology annotation, biological process: positive regulation of transcription by RNA polymerase II; negative regulation of transforming growth factor beta receptor signaling pathway; canonical Wnt signaling pathway. Gene Ontology annotation, molecular function: beta-catenin binding; transcription coactivator activity. The record is from RefSeq and is a predicted model, not a curated record. Lineage: Eukaryota; Metazoa; Chordata; Mammalia; Chiroptera; Miniopteridae.